Molecule: messenger RNA, 786 nt
Organism: Seminavis robusta
Lineage: Eukaryota; Bacillariophyta; Bacillariophyceae; Naviculales; Naviculaceae
Source: the annotation of a GenBank genome assembly
AUGAAGAUCGCCUCUGUUCAAACUCUCUUUCUAGUAGUUCUCGCCGGCACAGUGAACUUGUGCAAGGGAAUUGCAAUUGAUGCGGGCAAUGAGGUACGCCGUGAUCGAAUCUUGCAAGAGUUUCUUCAGCCCCAAGAACUUGAAGACAGCUGUGGAGAGCUCGAUUAUGCAUUGUUCAUUGCAGUGGAUAGAGGCCACUUGGGAAUGUUUGCUCAGCCCACAAGGGAGGAUCUUCCUGAGGAUGAUAAUGUUGAAGAAAAGUGUGGACCUGUCUUCUUCCACCAAAUGGACCCUGCUACCAAGGUAGUUGAACAAUCCAGCAUGGAUAAAUUCCCUCAUGGUGCCCUCUACCCCCUUGGAAACCACAAAAUGAGUGACAUCUUGGAGGCUUUUGAUUCUGUGCCAGUUUCCGAUGCCGAGUAUGACAUCAUCAAGAACCACUGUGCAAUAUUGGUCCUCCAAAUGAUGUGCUCUUUGAAGAUUCCUGUUAUCCAUCAAAUAUUAGAUUGGGUUGCUGAUGAGCUAAUGCGAAGGGACACCCAUGACAUCAUUAUGUUCCAUGCCCAUAACAGUACCAACUUUGAUGUGCUUGGAAUGGCCCGCAAUGAGUCUACAACAACUACCAUUCGUACUUUGGUUGCCUAUGAUGCUGACAUGUUUUACUGUGUGGCUACAGAUGAUGUGAAACAGCAAGUUGAAUGCUCCUCUGGUGCUGCAAGCAAAGUGUUUAGCUUCUUAUUGGCUUUUGCUCUUCUUGCUGUUGUGACUGGUUUCAUUACUGUCUGA